AUGCUGCGCCGACAAGCCCGCGAGCGUCGCGAUUAUCUCUAUCGGAGAGCUUUGCUACUCCGUGAUGCCUCGAUCGCCGAAAAAAGAGCGCAACUCAAAGCUUCAUUGGCCUCUGGAAAGCCUUUAGAUCCUACAAUCGCAAACGAUAAAACGCUUCGCGAAGACUUCAAAUAUGACGAAUCAAAGGACAAGGCAGACGCUGAGAUGGAUAUUGACGAUGAAUACAUUUUGACCUCCGGCAUUAUCGACCCUCGUCCUCUGGUUACCACCUCUCGCUCACCCUCCGCUCGUCUCGGCGCAUUCGCGAAAGAAAUCCGACUUCUCCUCCCUACCGCUAUUCGCCUCAACCGUGGAACACUCGUUCUUGGAGAUCUCGUCUCCAGCGCAACCUCCGCGGCUCUGACCGACAUGAUCCUCCUCCACGAGCACCGUGGUACACCGACCGCUCUCACCAUUUCCCACCUUCCCCACGGCCCGACUGCCAGUUUCUCCCUUCACAACGUUGUUCUGCGCCAGGAUAUUCCGAACGCCGCUCGUGGUACCGUGUCAGAAAGCUACCCGCACCUGAUCUUCGAGGGAUUCAAGACCAAGCUGGGUGCUCGCGUCGUUCAGAUUCUAAAGCACCUCUUCCCCCCGCGCGAGACCGGAAAGGUUGGCAACAGGGUUGUGACCUUUGUCAACAAAGAUGACAACAUCGAAGUGCGGCACCACGUGUUCGUUAAGACUGGGUACCGUGAUGUGGAGCUUGCUGAAGUUGGGCCUCGCAUGACUAUGCGACUUUUCGAGAUUCGCGGCGGCACAUUGGAGAAGGGUUCAAGUGGCGACAUUGAAUGGGCACUCACCCAGUACACAAGGACCAGCAAAAAGAAGGACUAUCUUUGA
Penicillium bovifimosum is the source of this 882-nucleotide messenger RNA. Its product is annotated as snoRNA-binding rRNA-processing protein IMP4. Gene Ontology annotation, molecular function: snoRNA binding; rRNA primary transcript binding. Lineage: Eukaryota; Fungi; Ascomycota; Eurotiomycetes; Eurotiales; Aspergillaceae. The transcript has 2 exons. Gene Ontology annotation, cellular component: nucleolus; small-subunit processome; Mpp10 complex. Gene Ontology annotation, biological process: rRNA processing. The record is from RefSeq and is a predicted model, not a curated record. Bases 1 to 882 code for a protein of 293 amino acids.